ACAAAGUUUUUUUUUAAAAAAAAAAAAAAACACCUUCACACGCAGAAUCUAAAACUAAUUAAAUUAAUUAAUGGCGAACCGAGGAGGGUACGUGACGGUGGCGGCGGAAGAGAUGGAGGAUCUAAGGAGGAGGAACAUAGAGCUCUCGAGAGAAGUGGAGGAGAUGAAGACAGAAAUGAUUAAGUUGUGGCAACGAACGGUGGUGGCGGAGGAGGCGGAAGAGCGACUCUGCUCGCAGCUAGCGGAGCUGGAGGUCGAGUCUUUAGAUCAGGCACGUGACUAUCACGAUCGCAUGCUCUUCCUCAUGGAUCAAAUCUCUCGUCUCUCUUCUUCUUCUCUCGCCGCUUCGUCGUAGAGUUAAAUAUAUAUAUAUAGUCAUGUAGAUAUUUAUUAUCAUAAUUUAUGUAUAGUUGUGUAUGUGUACAUAUACGUUUGGUAUACAUGUAUAUGUUAUGUUUUCAACAUAAAUUAAAUGUUGAAUCAAUUUCUAGUGAAUAAUUAGUAUUUCUGAUAAUUAUUAA
Messenger RNA from Arabidopsis lyrata subsp. lyrata, 521 nucleotides. RefSeq names its product protein RESPONSE TO LOW SULFUR 1. The record is from RefSeq and is a predicted model, not a curated record. Lineage: Eukaryota; Viridiplantae; Streptophyta; Magnoliopsida; Brassicales; Brassicaceae. Bases 71 to 355 code for a protein of 94 amino acids. Gene Ontology annotation, biological process: cellular oxidant detoxification. The transcript has a single exon.